ACAAGUUGUGAGACAUGGACUGGUUUUCUUGUUUUUGUUUUUAAAAUGAUCUGUGCUACAGAGCGAAGUAUUGAUUGAAGUGGGGAGAGAAAGGAGGCAGGGAGGCCAGCGAGGAGACAGAUGCGAAAGUCAAGGCAGAGUAGAAUAAGUGUAUAUAUAUCUGCACUUGGCUGAUAUUCUCCCUUUCCUGUACCAGACCUCCUUGGGGAACCAGGCAGAUCACGGGAAGUGUGUGGUGCAUGGCCUUCAAGGGCAGUGGUGAAUGACCACCCAGGUCCUGAAGGCUGCAAUGCUUGGAAUAAUAAGGGAGAAAUCUGGUCUCUGAGCCUGUUUUAGUGGAUUAAUAGGCCGCCCUCCCUUCACCACCGCUAAGGUGUGGGAACUGUCAUUCCGACCUGCCCUCUUCCUAAGGAUGAUCCCAGUGGCUGGGGUUGGGCAGAAGGGCUGAGAAGUUUUGAACAGAAGCAGCAGGGUGGCUGGGGACCUAGGUUUUCUCUAGCUAAGGCCCUUCCCUAAAUCUUCCUCUCUUACCCCAUUUUCCUCCCCUCAGCAAUCUUCACAAUUAUCUUGGGGCCCUGUCCUAUCGCUGCCGACCCCUGUCACUUGAAAAUUCCCUCGAUCAAUCAGUUGAUAGCAUUUAUUGAACACUUUACUGAGCGUGUGGGAGAGUGCAGUUGGAUAGACUCGAUCUUUGCGGGCAGGGAAAAUAAUCUAUCAACUGCUGUAUUGUACUCUACUAGAGUACAGGAGCGUUGUUCUAAAUCAGAUAGUGAUUGAUUUAAAGAAUGGAUCUGCCGGGAUGGAGGCCAAACCUUAACACUCCUCAUUUCAGGGGUAGUCACUGAUGUGAUUUCCUGAGAGUAAUCCAAACUCUACUGUCAUAGCGUAACCACGUUCCAGCCCAGCUAUGUGACCAAAUUCUUUGGCCUUGCCUGACCUUCCUCCAUGGGCUGAAAAUUAGGGGUGAAUGGGCCUAUUAAACUCCUCCAUGAAGCAUGUACAGUGGAACUUGAAGGUCUGCCAGAUAGUCUCCCCUUGCAAACUAUUGGGUGAAAAUUGGAACGAUGUCUUAAGGUCUGGGCAAUUGUUCUGCUGCUUCGGUUAACUUUUUAAGGUUUACAUGCCGAACCUAUAUUCCUUACAAGCGGCCUGGAUCCUAACAGGCUCGCUGCUCUACAACUCUUGACACGCUUUGGGUCCCUCUCCUGCUCCCAGAGAACACUCACCUAGUCCCUCUUGGCUGUUUGGCUCAGGUCUGUGGCAUGGUCCCACUUUAUCUUGGUGUUUCUGGCCCAGAAAACCAGCUAAGGAUUAACUGCAAAGGGAAAUCCUUUUGAGUUGUUGUGUUCCUAAACAGAAAGUGGAGGGAGGAAGAAGACUUGGAGAAGCUGGGAAUAUCGGGUCUUCUGAUUAAGCAAGUAGAGGGAGUUGGUGUGGUCAAAAUGGGUUAAAUCCAAGUUUUCAACUUGGGUUUUAGGGCCAGCAGAUGAAGACCCAUCAGACCCUUCCCGGUGUCACAAGAGUCGAAGGCGGUCCUCCAAACUGUCCUGGGGAUGGGGGCGAAGUGAGAGCGAAGAGAUGCCGGACGGAAGAAACCAGUAUCUGUGAGAAAUGCUGCGCGGAGUUCUUCAACCUCUCAGAGUUCCUGGAACACAAGAAAAAUUGCACUAAAACUGCCCCCGUGCUGAUCAUGAAUGACCCCGAGGGAGCGAUCCCCCCGGAAGCCUUCCCGGAAGCUGCCCCUUCGGAGGGUUUCCCCCUGGAGCAGCUGGAAGAGCAAAGCAAUAAGGACAGUCAGGCAAAGGGUUGCACUGGUUCUGUGGAGAAAAAGGAGAAGACCGGCGUGGAGGCGGGGGUGUAUUUAAAAACCGAGCCGGCCGCCGCCACGGCGGCCCACGGGAUAAGCUAUUUACCGAAAGGCAAAGUACCCAACACUAACGUGACUCUGCAGACGCUGAGGGGCACCAAGGUGGCCGUGAAUCAGCGCAGCUCGGAUGCCGUGGCCUCGUCGGCCCCGGGCCUCGGCGCCAUCCCGAUGAUCCUCGAACAGCUCGUGUGUCUACAGCAGCAGCAGCUUCAGCAGAUCCAACUCACGGAGCAGAUCCGGAUCCAGAUCGCCAUGAUGGCCCCUCACGCCCUCCACCCCGCCAUCGCCACUGCUGCUGACCCACUGAAAACUCUGGGUGCUCACAUGUCCCAGCAGCUCUCGGCUGCCGUGGCCUUGAUCGGCCAGAAAGCCGGAAGCCAGAGUCUGUCGCUGGAAUCCUUGAAACAAGGCAAGCUACCUCACGCGACCCUCGGGAUCCCGGCUACUGGUUCCGUUGCCCCUGGGCUGUCGUCUUUUUCCCUAAAGCCGGACGGCAACAGGGGCCUAGCCAAUCCCAUCUCUCGCCUUCCGAACCCUUUACUACCUCAGUCGUCCGGAUCGGUCCUCUUCCAGAACCCGUUCUCUCCCGUCUCGUCCGUGCUCGACCCCUCCAAGAAAGGCAAAGGCAAGCCCCCCAACAUCAGCGUGUCAGAGAGCAAGCCCAGCUCCGAGGAGCCCUUCUUCAAGCACAAGUGCAAGUUCUGCGGCAAAGUCUUCGGCAACGACAGCGCCCUGCAGAUCCACCUCCGCUCCCACACCGGGGAGAGGCCCUACAAGUGCAACAUCUGCGGCAACCGCUUUACCACCAAGGGGAAUCUGAAGGUUCACUUUCAGCGCCACCGGGACAAGUACCCCCAGAUCAAGAUGAAUCCGUACCCGGUCCCGGAGCAUCUGGAUAACGUGCCCACCAGCAGCGGCAUCCCUUUUGGGAUGUCCGUGCCCCUGGAUGAGUCCAACCUGAUCGUGGAUAGCAAGCCCGUCUCGACUCCGGUGCCGACCUCCGUCGGCUUGCCUCCGAACCUCUCCGCCCUGAGUGGCCUCAGGGACCCCCUGGGCGGAGCCUUACCCAACGACCCGCAACCCCGACCCUCCCCGGGGAGCGAAGGGGGCUCCUCGUCGUCCGGGGCGGACCAGAACGCCAGCUCCCCGCAGGCCGCCGGCCACGCGGGCGGCUUCCAGGGGAGCGGAAGCAGCGACCAGGGCUCCGAGACCCUGAAGCUCCAGCAGCUGGUGGAGAACAUCGACAAGUCCACCACCGACCCCAACGAGUGCUUGAUCUGUCACCGGGUGCUGAGUUGUCAGAGCUCCCUGAAAAUGCAUUACCGCACUCACACGGGCGAGAGGCCGUUCAAGUGCAAGAUCUGCGGCCGGGCCUUCUCCACCAAGGGCAAUCUUAAGACUCACUAUGGCGUCCACCGGGCUAACACCCCCUUAAAGAUGCAGCAUUCCUGCCCCAUCUGCCAGAAGAAGUUUACCAAUGCGGUGAUAUUGCAGCAGCAUAUCCGCAUGCACAUGGGGGGGCAGAUCCCCAAUACGCCCAUGCCCGAGAGCGCCGGCGAUCAGGCCGAUCUGGAACCCACGGCGGCCAGUGAGAAAAACGGGGAUACCGGUACCGGCUUUCCCGACGAAACCAUAGAAAGCAUAGAUAUGGAUGACUUCGACUCCCAAGAUGCCCCCAGCAGCUCAUCCAAACCACCAACUCCUUUUCCCGACGGGCAGUCGGAGUCUCUGGCCUUCUCCGGUAUCGCUGCACUGGACCCCCAGGUGAAAGCGGCUACCCCCUCGCUGGGCCUGCAACGCCAGAGCAGCCUCAGGUCCAGUGAAAAUGGCUCCGCGGAGAGCGACGGCUUGACGAACGACUCCUCCUCGGUGACGGGAGAUCAAGAGUACCAGAAUGGCAGGAGUCCCGAGGCCUCGGAAUCCGUUCUGUUCCAAGCGCUCUCUCCGGCCAACAGCCAGUCGGAAAGCAUUAGGUCCAAGUCGCCCGGCUUUAACAAUCAAGAUGACACUGGAAGUAAAACUGAUGGUCCUGAGAACAAUCCGCCAGAAGUCGAAGGGGACGGAGCUCUGGAUCUGACCUAUGGCAAUAUUGGCCGAAAGAUAAUCAAAGAAGAACCCGGGUUAAAUUUUGCAAAUGGCGAGUAUGGACGGAGUAGUAUUCCUGCUACUUUUGUCAGAGCUCCUCCCGCACUGAUAAAGGUGGAAGUCCCCGGUGAGCGCCCUUUGGGCAGUAGCCAGUUCAUUGGACCGCCUGCCCUCUCCCCUGGAGUCCCACCUCUGCUGGCACCCCCUCCACGGCGUACGGCGAAACAGCACAUCUGCACUACGUGCGGAAAGAACUUCUCUUCGGCCAGCGCCCUCCAGAUCCACGAACGGACGCACACCGGUGAGAAGCCGUUUGCGUGUACCAUUUGCGGGAGAGCAUUUACGACCAAGGGAAACUUGAAGGUCCACGUUGGGACUCACAUGUGGAAUAACUCUGCCCGCCGUGGACGAAGAUUGUCUAUCGAUAAUACCAUGGCUCUCCUUGGAAAUGAUCCUAAGAAGGCAUCUGAGAUAUUCCCAAAGGAUAUAGUUCCUCCGUCGGUGAAUCUAGAUCCUACAGUAUGGAACCAGUAUGCAGCAGUGCUGAGCAAUGGCUUAGCAAUGAAGACUAAUGAGAUCUCCGUGAUCCAGAGCGGUGGUAUCCCUACCCUUCCGGUUUCCAUCGGAGGUGGUUCCGUAAUGAAUAGUGCUUCGGUCUCCAAAAUAGAUGGGUCCCAGUCCGGAAUGAGCUCUGAAAUAGAGAAAACUGGAGCAACUGACAAUGUGCCAAAACACCAAUUCCCUCACUUCAUAGAAGAAAACAAAAUCGCAGUCAGCUAAAACAAACCCAAAGGUGAAAUGCAGAGCCAACAUACAUAUCUUUUUUUUUUUUUUGUCACACUUUGCUACAAGAUUAUAUAUAUAUAUAUUUUUUUCCCUUACGAUGUGCAAAUGGUUUUAUGGUUGUCAUCUACUCUUGGACAGCUCUACAAUCAUGAUGUUGCUUUGCAAAAAAAUAAAUAAAUAGGAGUCCUAUUUGGAAAGAUGCGGGUCUUGCAAAGUAGCUUUGUUAUGACUUAAAACUAUGUACAGCCUUAACACAAGCUAAAGAAUGGCCACUUCACCUCCUUUUAAAGGUGGAGUUUUUGCAUGAAAAUUUGAGACAACCACUAAUGGUAAUGGAAAUCUCUAUGUACUGAUGAAUAUGUGGAAACUGUUUAUGCGGGUAAAUAUUGUAGAAUGUGUGCCAUCAUUUUUAAGGUUUGAACCAUGCCCCCUUCUCUCUUCGCCUCCCUCCUCCCCCUUCCCUUUGAAUGUAAUUUUUACUCUGGUUGCAGAAUUACCCAAUUCCUUCAACUUCUGCCUACAAAGCAAGUGGAUGCCACUGGCUGGGUUUAUUCCCAGCGUCUUAAGUAAUGUUUGGCUGCUGCUUAUUUAAAUACAAUUCAGUUGGAAGCCGGGAGAGUGUCUAAGCUCUCUGAGGUUUCUUACCACUUGCAUUUUUCUUUUCCUUGAACACCCAGCGUCAGGACCUUUUUUAUAUGGGUUUGUCUGAAAGGAAAAGAAAAAAAACACGGGAAGGAUCUACCUUGGGAGGUUAGGUCCAAACAUUUCUGCAAGGUAUCUCAGGUGACCUGUUGAAACUUGGCAAUGUUUUGUUUUUGUUUUAUUUCGAAGCCCGUUUCCUUUGCACGGGGAAACCUUUCCGGGAAGUACAUGAAACUGUAAUUAAAGCGAAAAUCGCUUAUUGUGUGGUGUGGUGUAUUUUUUGUUUUUUUGUUGUUAAUCGGUAGCAUUCCUACUUUAAUCAUUUUGUUCCUUGGUGACUUGCACCAAAGAAUAAUGAUGACCCAAAGUGUAUUGUAUGAAGGUUAUAGGAGCAGGAGGAGAUGAUCCUCUGGAGUCUAAGCUUAAGUUAUCUACCUCAUUUUUUUUUCUCUAUAGCUGUAGUGUCUAUUUUUCUAUAAAUAUGACCACUGAACUGAAAUUUAAGCAGUUGUUCCCAUGCACUAUGUUAAACUGAAUGUUGAUGUACUGUGGGAGCAGCUGGUCAAGGACUCUUCCAUUUUCUUGUAUCUGCUGGUUCUGUACAUGUAAUAAGGUGUAAAGUUAAAAGAUUUAAGCAAUGUUAUUAAAGACUGAACGAUGAUUUGGGGGGAGGGGAGGGGAUUUGAAGAAAGGGAAGUUUGAUUUCUGUUUGUAGGAAGUCUCCCUUCAGGCAGUCUCAACAGUGGAAGGCCAAAGCUGAACUGCAGAUCAAGAUUACGAAUGGUUUAUGUAAUGUUGUUGCACCUGAUUCUUGCUUAUGAUCAAUUUUUUGCCAAGUUGUGCCUUUCCUGCUGGAUCUGUAAGUAAGAACACAACAGUACCUGUUUACACUGUGAAAUGGAUAUUGUUACAGAGAACACCAAAGGCAUCACUAGUGUCAAGUUCCUGCAUUGUGAAUGUAUAAGACAAACUUUGUAGUCUGUGUACCUACUGAUGCAUUUUUGUUAUCAUUUUGAAUAAACUUGGGAUGGCUUUUUCACACGG
Ornithorhynchus anatinus (platypus) is the source of this 6424-nucleotide messenger RNA. It is a transcript of the gene SALL4, whose product is annotated as spalt like transcription factor 4. Gene Ontology annotation, molecular function: RNA polymerase II cis-regulatory region sequence-specific DNA binding; DNA-binding transcription factor activity, RNA polymerase II-specific. Bases 1487 to 4732 code for a protein of 1081 amino acids. Gene Ontology annotation, cellular component: nucleus. Gene Ontology annotation, biological process: regulation of transcription by RNA polymerase II. The record is from RefSeq and is a predicted model, not a curated record. NCBI's taxonomy places the organism in Eukaryota, Metazoa, Chordata, Mammalia, Monotremata, Ornithorhynchidae. The transcript is spliced from 4 exons.